AUGUCGCUGAUUGGUGAGAAUGGAUUGGCAGCACCACGUCUGAAAAACAUCGAUUGGGAUUUUUCAACUGUGGAAGAGAGAAAAGAUAUUUUCUCACAAGUCAUCGAUGUAAAGAUUGUAAACUUGUGCAUGAUCUACCGAGUUAAAACUGUUUUAUACGAAGAAAGGUGGAACAAUUUUCCUGAAGAGAACCGAGCCCACCAGAUGAAGAAAUCCAUGCCAGCCGAUUUCGAAUGGUCUGCGUAUAAUGCUGAAGAGGGAACACUGGCAAUCCCUGCCACGGGAUACACUGAAAAAAGAUGGAACGACGACAAGCAAAGUUUAAAGAGAAAAUUGUGCCCUCAAAUAACGGUAGGAUACGGUAGAGACCUGGCUGCAGUUGAACGUAAAGCAAAGGAAUCUGUCUGUGAGUCCGAUGGGUGGUCAUCCACCCAUCUUUUUCACUUUUCAUCGAUUUACCCAAGGUUGAAGAGCAUUUGA
Cooperia oncophora is the source of this 480-nucleotide messenger RNA. The record is from the annotation of a GenBank genome assembly. NCBI's taxonomy places the organism in Eukaryota, Metazoa, Nematoda, Chromadorea, Rhabditida, Trichostrongylidae.